Molecule: messenger RNA, 1179 nt
Organism: Amphiprion ocellaris (clown anemonefish)
Lineage: Eukaryota; Metazoa; Chordata; Actinopteri; Pomacentridae
Product: platelet factor 4-like
Exons: 3
Coding region: 122-511 (129 amino acids)
Biological process (GO): chemokine-mediated signaling pathway; neutrophil chemotaxis; antimicrobial humoral immune response mediated by antimicrobial peptide
Cellular component (GO): extracellular region
Molecular function (GO): CXCR chemokine receptor binding; chemokine activity
Source: RefSeq, a predicted model, not a curated record
AGCAAAGUGAAACCAACAUGCAGACCUGCACAUACACAGCGGGUAAUUUAAAAAAAAACAAAAAAACCCACAGCUGAGAAGCACAUGACAACUGUAUGUAUAAAUACUGGAGCAGAGAUGUAUGUUAGCAGUCAGAGCAGCUGUAAACCUUUCAUCUGUGCUCAAGAGCUCAACAAGCAUCAGCCUAAACAAGAUGAAGCUCUGCAUCCUGGUCGUGCUCGGGACCCUGCUCGUCAUCAUCAACGGUAUGCCGCCGAUCAGCAGGGACUACAACACACACUGCCACUGUGUGCAGGUGGAGUCGAGGAUCAUCCCCCCCGACAACCUGAAGAGCAUCAAACUGGUCCCUGAAGGGCCCCACUGCCCCGAAACAGAAGUCAUAGCCGGACUGGUGAGCGGGGAGAAGGUCUGUCUGAACCCUCAGUCCUCCUGGGUGAAGAAACUGGUCCAUUUCAUUCUGGAGAAGCAGCUACUCCAGCAGAGAGGAGGACCUUCCAAGAAUAAGGCCUGAAGAUGAUGUUACAAAUGAAAGCCAUGCCGCAGUUAAAGCGGCUGCCUGCAACUACGAGCCACACUAUGAUAAGUAAUAGAUGACAGAAAAUAUUUAACCAGUCUUGCUCUCUAACUUAAAGAACUCAUUUUUAAAAUUUUCUAUUCCAGUUCCAGUUUGUCAUUAGGCUAUUUCAGCUUCUGUGGCGUUUUUCUUUUUCUUUUUGUAGAUUUUUUUGUUCCAGAAUCAUAUUUCUACCAACUGUUUCCUACCACACAUUUAAUACACCUUGCUUGAAUAACACUGAUUAUGAAAACAUAUUAAAGUGUUACAUAGAAAUAAAGGUUUGAUUACCAGAAAGUAAGCACCAUGGGGAAAAUGAGCUGUAAUAUAAAAGCUUUAGUAAAGUUUGUACUUAACUGUGCCUGUAAAAAGUGUAACUAUGAACAAAGAUUGAUUGUGUGACCCUUUGAAAGUGGAUAUUGUAUGUAGCAGAGUAUUGGAAUACGUAAUGUAUAUAGUCAUUUCUGUGUAGUUGACCUUUUGGUGAAUAUUCUCCAGCCGCAGCAGAAACAAAUGUUAAUAAGUAAUGCUAGUAAGAUAAGAAGAAUUAAUGUUACAAAGAAUGUCUAAAAACCUGAUGUGAGCCUUAAAAGAAAAUCAAAUAAAUAAAUGCUUAAAAAGUAAAA